AUGGCAGCCGCAACCACAUCGAUCUGCAAGUACACGUACAAGCCAUGCACACAUCCGCGGUCGGUCAAGCGCAAUGGCACGCUGCAUCUCCUCUGCGAAUUUCACCGCAACAAGGCCAACGCGAUCCAGAAAACCGAGACCCGGUCGUCGAUUUCCAACGUCGAAGACGUCGGCAACGUUGUGCUCGACACCUUUGACUGGGCUUUUCUGGACGACAUGAUUCUCGCCAUUCAGCGCGACAUCGACCCGCUCUUCCCGUGCACCUGAGCCGCCGAGAUCUGCCGUAUUUAAUUGCCAAAUGUCCAAUACUGCGUCGGCGGCCCGGUUGAAGGGCACGCCUCGACGCCGUCGUACGCGUCGAUAUAUUAUUGCAAUGUCUUCAAGUUUUUUUCGGG
This is a messenger RNA of Saprolegnia parasitica CBS 223.65, 395 nucleotides long. RefSeq lists its product as hypothetical. The transcript has 2 exons. NCBI's taxonomy places the organism in Eukaryota, Oomycota, Saprolegniomycetes, Saprolegniales, Saprolegniaceae. Bases 1 to 267 code for a protein of 88 amino acids. The record is from RefSeq and is a predicted model, not a curated record.